AUGGAAUUAACAUCAUCUUCACACACAAGUUUUGCUGCUGGUGUUGCUAUGGUUGCAUAUACAAUAGGGGAAAUCAUGUUCACUGGCUUCGCCUAUGCGGCUCGUAAUUGGCUUAAUCUCAAAUGGCUGAUGAGCGUCUAUUUUGCCGUCACUGUUCCUUAUCUCUAUUUCAUUCCAGAAUCGCCCUAUUGGUUAUUUGGUCGAAAGAAAUACGAUGAACUUGAAGUUUGUUUACGAAAAAUUGCCAAAAUCAAUCGUCGUGAAGAAAGUGAAUGGUUUCCACAUUAUACUAAACUGAUUGAAGAAUCCCGUAUUGUAAAAAAAAGCGAAACCAAAGCAAAGAAAAAGAGAAGAGAAAAGGUUUUACGUUUUUUACCUAGGCUGAUCAUGUGUGGCUGUAUCGAAUUUGUCACUAUGUUACUAUACACUAAAAUCACCUAUGGUCUCGGUGCGAUGAAUGAAGCUUUGAGUCCUUAUGUGAACUUUAUUAUCGGAGCUGUCGUCGAAGGUAUUGGUUAUUGCGCUGCUGGUCUUGCAAUUACUACAGUACUGGGACGAAAAUAUUCACUGAUUUCGUUUGCACUGUUGACGGCAAUUUCUAUACUGAUAGUACCAUUCAUAACGGAAUCUUAUCCCGUUAUAGCUACCGUGAUUUCACAAAUAGGUAAAUUUGGAGUUAGUGGUGCUGUAUCAGUUUCGUGGCUUUAUGUUCCCGAACUUUUCCCAACAUAUAUGCGAGGUUUAGCUAAUGGUAUAUUUGUGUUUGUUGGUAGUUUCGGAUCGAUGGUAUCACCUAUUAUUAAUACUGCAGUCGACAAAAAAAAUGAUCGAAUUACGCAUUAUGUUUAUGCUGGGCUGACUAUAGUAUUGGCUGGUGUGAUUGCUACUUUGCCGGAGACACGUCAUCGAUCGUUUGAUGAUGGGGAACAAGGUGAGAAUGCAAGUCAAGCCGAAGAUGAUGUUGAUGACAAAUAUUAG
Molecule: messenger RNA, 978 nt
Organism: Rotaria sp. Silwood2
Lineage: Eukaryota; Metazoa; Rotifera; Eurotatoria; Philodinida; Philodinidae
Source: the annotation of a GenBank genome assembly